Molecule: messenger RNA, 708 nt
Organism: Exaiptasia diaphana
Lineage: Eukaryota; Metazoa; Cnidaria; Anthozoa; Actiniaria; Aiptasiidae
Product: THAP domain-containing protein 1 B
Exons: 5
Source: RefSeq, a predicted model, not a curated record
AUGGCGGCCAAACAUUGCUGUGUGCCAAUGUGCACAAACUAUUUGAAAAAAAACCCUCAAUUGUCCUUCCAUCAUUUUCCGAAAGAUUCCAUUCUUUGUAAAAGAUGGAUUCAGGUUAUUCGUAGAGACGUUGGAGCACAUUUUAAGAUCACGGAUGCUACAUAUGUUUGUUCUCAACACUUUGUAUCUAACGAUUUYCGCUGGACGCCUAACAGAAGGUGUCUUUUACYAGAUGCAAUUCCUAGUGUUUUUGCCUGGUCAAAAACAAGUGCUCCAAGGAAACCUCCUGCCAAACGAAGUUGUAUUGAAGAGAUAUCUGAUGAAGAAAGGGGAAAUGCUAUUGAAAAUGAUAGUGUAGAAACAAGUAUUGAUCAAGACAKGAGAGACCAGGAAGAUGAGCUAGUGAUAAGAGAGCAGGGARAUGAGCUUACAGAAGUACAACAGUUACAAGCAGAGAUAGAAAGACUUAACAAGAGAUUAACUGAAAAAGAAAAAGAAUGUGAAYAUCUUAAACUUGAGCUGAAUAUGUCAGAUGUUGAAAUAGUAAAGGCUAGUGGAAUUUUAGAUUUGCUAGAGCCUGGUGAUUCUGUAAUGGCCGACAAAGGCUUYACCAUAGAAGAUUUACUKAAGAAACAGUCUGUUGAAUUAAACAUCCCACCAUUUUUAAGAGAGGCUAAAACAAAAACUGGUCAAUUUACAGUAGAUGAG